CCCCCUCCUAGCUGCGCGGAUUGGACACUGUCUGCCCCGCCCCGAUAUUUAAUGCCCCUGGUAGUGUAGUUUAGAAGUCAUUUCUCACAGAGACACGUUGCACAGGCUCCGGUGAGAUCUUCCCCUGACUUUUCUCAACCGUUCGACAGACCUUCACCCAAGACAAAAAUCAUGAGGGAGUGCAUCUCAGUCCAUGUGGGGCAGGCAGGAGUCCAGAUGGGCAAUGCAUGCUGGGAGCUGUACUGCCUGGAACAUGGGAUCCAACCAGACGGUCAGAUGCCCAGUGACAAAACCAUUGGUGGAGGGGACGAUUCCUUCAACACCUUCUUCAGUGAGACAGGAGCUGGAAAGCAUGUCCCCCGCGCUGUGUUUGUGGACCUGGAGCCCACAGUGAUUGAUGAGGUGCGCACAGGAACGUACCGGCAGCUAUUUCAUCCAGAGCAACUCAUCACAGGCAAAGAAGAUGCCGCCAAUAACUAUGCCCGAGGGCAUUACACCAUUGGCAAGGAAAUCAUUGACCCAGUUCUGGACAGAAUUCGUAAAUUGGCUGAUCAGUGCACAGGACUGCAGGGAUUUUUAGUCUUCCACAGCUUUGGGGGUGGCACUGGCUCUGGAUUCACCUCCCUGCUGAUGGAACGUCUCUCUGUUGACUAUGGCAAGAAGUCCAAGCUGGAAUUCUCCAUCUAUCCUGCUCCUCAGGUUUCAACAGCUGUGGUGGAACCCUACAACUCCAUACUUACCACUCACACAACCCUGGAACAUUCUGACUGUGCCUUCAUGGUGGAUAAUGAAGCCAUUUAUGACAUCUGCAGAAGGAACCUGGACAUUGAAUAUCCAACCUACACCAAUCUUAAUCGUCUUAUAAGCCAGAUUGUGUCCUCUAUCACUGCCUCUCUCAGAUUUGAUGGGGCACUUAAUGUGGACCUAACUGAGUUCCAAACAAACUUGGUACCCUACCCCCGUAUCCAUUUCCCUCUGGCCACAUAUGCCCCUGUUAUCUCUGCAGAGAAAGCUUAUCAUGAGCAGCUCUCUGUAUCUGAGAUCACAAAUGCAUGCUUUGAGCCAGCCAAUCAGAUGGUGAAAUGUGACCCCCGUCACGGUAAAUACAUGGCCUGUUGCCUGCUGUACCGUGGUGAUGUUGUGCCAAAAGAUGUCAAUGCUGCUAUUGGUGCCAUCAAGACAAAACGCACCAUCCAAUUUGUUGACUGGUGCCCAACUGGUUUCAAGGUUGGUAUCAACUAUCAGCCCCCAACAGCAGUUCCUGGUGGGGAUCUGGCCAAAGUGCAGCGUGCUGUGUGCAUGUUGAGCAACACCACCGCCAUUGCCGAGGCCUGGGCUCGCCUGGAUCACAAGUUUGACCUUAUGUAUGCCAAGCGUGCCUUUGUGCACUGGUAUGUAGGGGAGGGCAUGGAGGAAGGGGAGUUCUCUGAGGCCCGUGAAGAUAUGGCUGCCCUGGAGAAGGAUUAUGAAGAGGUUGGAAUUGAUUCCUAUGAAGAGGAAGAUGAAGGAGAGGAGUAUUAAUUUCCCAUUUCCAUCAUCUUAAUUUUCCAGAGCUUGGAAGGUGCAAGGUGGUAUGUUUUUCACAUUGUCCCUCCCAACAGCAAUAACCCAAAGCUAGAAAUAUCCUGCCAGUGUCCUCUUGAAUUCUAUUUUUAAUGUGAAUAUCUUAUUUUUAGCAGCUGAGGUUAUUUUAGUGAAAAAAAGUUGCAAAAUGUAAACAAAAAAAAACCAAAAAAAGGUAAACCCAAAACAGUGUGUAUGUGUUUUUCUUUAUUCCACUCUAACUUUUGCCUAUAAUAUCUGUGGCAGUCAAUUCUAGUGGGGAAGUGUUUUCACUACAGAUAGUUAUACCCCCCAUUCACCAGGGGUAAUGGCAUACAGGGCUGUUUUACGCUAUAUGAGCACAUUUUUAUAUAGUACUAAAAUGCAGCACCAAAGGUCCCAAACAACCACCUUACAAGUGUAGGUUUUAGUUUAAGUAAAAAGGUGACACUCUCAGGGUUAAUUAGAAACCUGGUGCUCAAAGGGCCCAAACAUUCCACAGUGCUAUUACCUUUAAGCAGGCCAUGCUUGUAUAGAUCUGAAGAGGUGGAUAUUUGGCCUUCAGCCUCCUAGUUCUUAAGCAAAUUUGAUAUAAUUUAACUCUAUGGGCAAUGAUGCAACCACCAUGAGAAGGACAUGUGUACCACAUGUGAAUUAAUAUGGUCCAGAGAUUAUGUGAUUUCCCACCAAGUCUGGCUGGAGAUCUAUCUUGUGGGUAACAUCUGAAGGACAGUGUUGGAUAUGGGCCUACAGAGGUCCACCAAUCGAAGUAUCAUACUAAAGGAUGAUAGGAGAAGGCCUGAAUACAAAAAUAAGGCAUAUGACAUACAUAUGACCUUCCCGGUUCUCAGGGAGAAUGAGCCAAAUAUUGCCUAUAAGAGCUAUUGCUUCAGAAUGCUGUUUUUCCUGCUCCCAAAUUGUAAUUACUUACCGAUAGAGCACUGUGUGCUGUAUUUGUGCUUGCUUUAUUAAAAAAAACUGUUCAAUAAGUUUAAAUAAGA
This is a messenger RNA of Xenopus laevis (African clawed frog), 2543 nucleotides long. It is a transcript of the gene tuba4a.S, whose product is annotated as tubulin alpha 4b S homeolog. The transcript is spliced from 4 exons. Gene Ontology annotation, biological process: microtubule-based process; cytoskeleton organization. The record is from RefSeq and is a predicted model, not a curated record. Gene Ontology annotation, molecular function: GTP binding; structural constituent of cytoskeleton. NCBI's taxonomy places the organism in Eukaryota, Metazoa, Chordata, Amphibia, Anura, Pipidae. Bases 172 to 1521 code for a protein of 449 amino acids. Gene Ontology annotation, cellular component: microtubule; cytoskeleton.